AUGGCAUCCUUUCUUACGGACCUGUGGACCUCCAUCUUCACUCCCGGGCCAACGCCUACUCUUCUCGUGGCCACCAAUGCAACUUUUGCUGCCCUGCAAUCUCUCCUCCUCGUACUCCUCAUCUCAACAUACAGCAUCCAUUUUCUGGUUUUAUCCUUUCUAUCCGGGGGUCUGUGGUGGGCUAUUAAUUGGUUUGCUGCAGAGCUCAGGGCCGCAAAUCAAAAGGAGGAGGAAGCACAGCGGCUGAGAGACUUACGGAGACAAAGGUCUGGAGGGAACAACGGUGCAGAUAAUGGCGAAGCGGAUGAUGAAACUGAGAACGAUACAGAAGUUGAAGCCGCUGCGAAAAAGGACACAGUCGCUGCUAAAAGUGGCUCCCGUGAAGAUACCCCACUCCCGGCCUCUACAGUAGCAGCGCCAAGUUCUGAAGGAGCUGACGAGCCUGUGCGGGUCGACCCCGGCUCUGUCUCUAGCUCAGGAUUCCUCUCGGCGUCAUUAGAUGAAGCAAAUCUCAACGCGCUCCGAAAGCGGUUCAGCAUCGGGGAUCGCUCUGGCGGCGAGUUUAGCACUGAUAGCGAGUGGGAGAAGGUGGAGGCUACAACGAAUGGAGUGCCAUAA
Xylona heveae TC161 is the source of this 618-nucleotide messenger RNA. RefSeq names its product putative ER membrane protein. The record is from RefSeq and is a predicted model, not a curated record. Gene Ontology annotation, cellular component: endoplasmic reticulum membrane. Gene Ontology annotation, biological process: vacuolar proton-transporting V-type ATPase complex assembly. The coding region runs from base 1 to 618 and encodes 205 amino acids. The transcript is spliced from 2 exons. NCBI's taxonomy places the organism in Eukaryota, Fungi, Ascomycota, Xylonomycetes, Xylonales, Xylonaceae.